AUGGCCACCCAAAACGGCGUGCAGCACAUACCCAGCACGUCCACCAACGCCACCACCUUGGCCGGACAACCCGCAUCAGCACCACAAGGCAUCUUCAACGAACCGCAAGAAAGCCACGAUGACAGCGAUAGCUACCUCGACAAAGGCGGGAACGAGAAGGCGGAGAGUCUGGAGGAUCUGAACCGCACCGAGACUCGCAGUUAUGAUCUCUUUGAGGAUGGAGAGGAGGCGGCGUUUGUUGAGCAGCUACGGUCGAAGCCGAGUAUUUUACAGAGGAGCAGCACGUUCGCCUCUAGCGAUAUUCAGCGCAAACGCACAAACGCCAGCAGUGCCCUCGAACGGCAGGACACGAUUGCUGGAAAAGAGCUCGACGACGAGAUCUUCGAUCCCAACUCCCCGAAAUUCGACCUCCACGCCUACAUCCGCAUGACGCUGAAGAUCCUGGACGACGAGGACAUCAAGACCAAGCGAGCUGGGGCGGUGAUGAAGAAUGUGAGCGUCAGCGGAAGCGGAUCUGCUCUCAAUCUCCAGCCUACGGUCGGCUCCAUGCUCCUGCAACCCUUCCGUCUCAAGGAGAUCAUUCCAGGCCGGACGCCUCACAAGAGGAUCCUGAGAAACUUUCAGGCCCUCAUCCGCGGUGGUGAAAUGCUUAUAGUGCUCGGCCGCCCAGGCUCUGGCUGCUCGACUUUCCUCAAGACGCUUACAGGAGAGCUGCAUGGCCUGGAUCUCGACAAAGAGUCAAAGAUACACUACAACGGUAUUGAGCGGGAGCAGAUGGUCAAGGAAUUCCGAGGCGAAUUGGUCUAUGCUGGCGAGGUAGAUCAACAUUUCCCUCACCUUACAGUAGGCGAGACCCUCGAACAUGCGGCCGCUUGCCGUCUGCCCCAAAAUCGCGCGAUGGGCAUCUCCCGCGCUGAGCUUGUGAGACAUCUCACACAAGUGGUGAUGGCGGUGUACGGCCUCAGCCACACCUAUAACACCAAAGUUGGCGACGAUUUUGUCAGAGGCGUGUCCGGCGGUGAGAGAAAGCGAGUCACCAUUGCAGAGAUGGCUCUCGCCGGCUCUCCUCUUGCGGCCUGGGAUAACAGCACAAGAGGCCUGGACUCCGCCACGGCGCUCAAAUUCACCAGGUCUCUGCGCCAAUCUGCUUCGCUCGUGGGCUCCAGCCAUGCUGUGGCGAUCUACCAGGCUUCUCAAGCCAUCUACGAUCUCUUCGAUCAGGCUGUCGUGCUGUAUGAGGGACGGGAGAUCUACUUCGGGCCGUGCUCGGAGGCCAAGAAAUACUUCGAGGAUAUGGGCUGGUUCUGUCCACCAAGACAGACGACUGGUGACUUCCUUACUUCUAUCACGAAUCCAUCCGAGAGGCAGGCGAAGGAGGGCUGUGAGGACAAGGUGCCCAGAACGCCGGACGAGUUCGAAGCCUUUUGGCGCAAGUCCCAAGCCUACGAGGACCUGCAACGCCGCAUCAAAGAGUACGAGCAAGAAUUCCCACCCGGCAACUCCGACGAACUCAACGCCCUCCGCGAGCGCAAGCACGACCAGCAGGCCCAACACGUCCGGAAGGGCUCUCCAUACGUCAUCUCCGUUCCCAUGCAGAUCCGCUUAAAUACCAGGCGCGCGUGGCACCGCAUUUGGAAUGAUAAGGCGUCUACGUUUACCCCCCUCAUUGGAAAUUGUAUUAUGGCUCUGAUAAUCGGGAGCGUCUUUUACGGUACCCCCAACGCGAGCGCUGGGUUUCAAAGUUUUGGCGCCGUACUGUUCUUCGCCGUGCUUAUUAAUGCACUCACCGCCAUCAGCGAGAUCAGCUCCCUCUAUGCGCAGCGUCCGAUCGUCGAAAAACAGAAGAGCUAUGCCUUUACACAUCCUGCCACCGAGGCAAUCUCAGGCAUUGUUAUGGAUGUCCCCCUCAAAUUCGCUCAGGCAGUUGUGUUCAACGUCAUCCUCUACUUCAUGACGAACCUCCGCCGCGAACCUUCACAGUUCUUUAUCUUCUUCAUGAUCGUCUACCUCAUGACCUUCACGAUGAGUGCGUUGUUCAGAACGAUGGCUGCCGUGACGAAGACGGUAUCACAAGCCAUGACUUUGGCCGGCAUACUCGUCCUCAUAUUGGUCAUUUACACAGGCGAGUCUUGA
Molecule: messenger RNA, 2133 nt
Organism: Saxophila tyrrhenica
Lineage: Eukaryota; Fungi; Ascomycota; Dothideomycetes; Mycosphaerellales; Extremaceae
Exons: 16
Coding region: 1-2133 (710 amino acids)
Cellular component (GO): membrane
Molecular function (GO): ATP hydrolysis activity; ATP binding; ABC-type transporter activity
Source: RefSeq, a predicted model, not a curated record